This is a messenger RNA of Acanthaster planci (crown-of-thorns starfish), 5599 nucleotides long. It is a transcript of the gene zer1, whose product is annotated as zyg-11 related cell cycle regulator. The record is from RefSeq and is a predicted model, not a curated record. Gene Ontology annotation, molecular function: protein binding. Lineage: Eukaryota; Metazoa; Echinodermata; Asteroidea; Valvatida; Acanthasteridae. Gene Ontology annotation, cellular component: Cul2-RING ubiquitin ligase complex.
CAAUGCGUAGACAUAUACUAGUAUGCAGGACUUCCCCCGCUAGGUGUACGUCAUGUCAGGCAGUAAAUUGUCGGUGCAUAUUUGCAAAUUGUUAUCAGGUAUUUGAGUUUUUCAGCAGAAUUUCUUGCAGAUGUAUUUGCCGCACGAAGGGUUCGUUGACGUUUAAACCCUGACACUGACAACCUAUUCAAUCAACUUCCUCCAUUGUCACUGAUUGUCUCCUUGGAUGUUGGAUCGCCCAUGAUGACGAUAAAAACGUCCAUAGUGUGAUGAGAACAUGAAGUGUUAGUAUGGCUGUUAGUGCUCCACCCUUGACAGUACCCCCCAGGCUUUUGGACCUGUUGGUGGACUUCUGUAUCACUCAUGUCGAGACGUUCUGCCAUACCAGCAAUGGUAGCCAAACACCCCAGGCCCUGCACCCGGACGUGAUCAUUCCCGCCAACAUGGCCGACAUAUUUCUGGCCAAAGUUUGCAGGCGGGGGCUGGCUUCAUCAAAGCUAGACGGCUUCGUUGGGGUGUUCUGCAACACAAAGCAGGCCAGCCUGCAGCAGGUGGACCUGAGCCGAUCCGACAUCUCCGACCGGGCCGUGGCGCACCUGGCCCGCCACCGCUUGCUGGAGCUCAGCCUGGCUAACUGUGCCAAGCUGACCUCAGCCUGCCUGCCAGACCUGAUCCGGCAGACGGCCCUCCGGGUGCUGGACCUGAGUGGGGAUGCCCCCCUCCUGGCCAGCUAUGGGCUCCCCCGCUUUGAGUUCCCACUAGAGAAUCUGCGGGUACUGAACAUCAGCUUCACUGAACUCAGUAGCACACAGCUCCACUGCCUGGUGAAGCAGCUGGUUAAUCUGGUGUCCCUAGAUGUAUCAGGCAUUGUGCGGAAUGGAGACCUGCUGUUUUUGAAACCGCUUUGUGGCCAGCUUCGGUCACUCGUACUGCAUGACUGUAUGCUGGUUGACAGCAGCUUAGACUACUUAUGCAAUCUAACACAGCUGAGACAUUUAGAUAUCUCUAUUGUUCACACCCAGCUACGAGUUUCACUAACGAAUAAAUACUUGCGAAGGCUAGUCAAAAGUUUACAGCAUCUUGUUUCCCUGGACAUUUCCGGAAACACUUACGAGAACAAGAAGACAGAACGACAACGAGAUGCGCUUCAUCCAGUACCAGCCAGUUCAUCCCCACCAUCAUCUCCUCCUCUGCAUCCUCCAAAAAAAGACAGAGAGAUUGUGAGGGAUUCGAAGGGGCAGUCCGAGCCCGAGCAAGAAGCGGCCAUGGAUGAGAUGGAGACAAGCCCAACAGGAGGUGCUGCAGGAGCAGCAGCAGUUUUGCAACUGCCACCGCAGCAGCUGCAGCAGCCGGUGGAGGCAGAGGGGGAUGUGGUGAGGGUGAGAAGCUGCAUCCCCGGCCUGAGGGGCUUACCCAAACCGCUGGAGUUCCUGGGGGUCCUUGGCCUGGAGGGUCUGGAGGAGAGUGAGGCAGAUCAACUGCCUGCUCUUAGGGUUGCAGGGAUAUUUACAGAAGAACACAUCCUUAAUUCCAUUGAUGUCUACCUAAAGCGAAAACCAUUUCUCCUUGAAGGCUUGAAUGGUUACUUUGAUUUGCUUCGGGCUGUGGAGUGCCUGAAACCUUCCAAAGCAGUAGAGUUCAUACUAGCUGCAAUGAGGUACCAUCCGAGGGAUAAUCAGAUACAAGUAUCAGCCAGUGCCUCUCUCUACCAUCUUACUCGGGGAACAUACAGCGAUCGUCUCAGUAUACACCAUAAACAAGCAAUCAUCACCUGCCUUCUGGAUGCCAUAGAGACAAUCACAGACAGUAUCACCCUCCUCCAGAACUGUGGCCUUACCCUCUUCAACUUCCGCAUCCCUGAGGAGUUCACCUGGCAGUUUGAGCGGGUGGUGACCAACCUGGUAAAGCUAGCCCUGACCGAGGACCCACGGGGUCUCCUGCAGCGUAUCUACGUCCACAUGUGCAACUCCAUCGUGUGCCAUGUCGAAGGCGAGCAAAAACUGCUGGUUGGGAGGCUAGGAAUAAUCAAGUGUAUGCUGCAGUUGAUCAGAGAUCGCCUGGAGAAGAAUAGGUGCGAUGAGGUUAUGGAAACUGCUUGGAGCACAUUAUGGAAUGUAACAGACGAAACCGGAGACAACUGUGAGAUGUUUUUGGACGGCAGUGGGAUGGAGCUGUUCCUGAAAUGCAGAGAGACCUUUCCAAACAAGCCAGAGCUUCUGAGGAAUAUGAUGGGGUUGAUUGGCAAUGUAGCCGAGGUCCCAAAACUCAGGAAGCAGCUGCUCAAGUAUGCCCCGGUGUUCAUGGAGCUGCUGGAAAACUUUAGCGAUGGGAUUGAGGUGAGCUACAAUGCGGCAGGCACUCUGUCUCACAUUGCUGCAGAUGGCCCCGAGGCAUGGACGAUCUCUCAUCCACGACGAUGCGAUGUCCUGGACCUGAUGAGCAAUGCCAUCUCUUCUUGGGAGCUGAACACGCAAAGAAAUAUCAACUACAGGUCUUUUGGGCCAAUCUUACGGCUCCUGACGGUUUUUCACACACCUGUGGUGCAGAAGUGGGCAGUCUGGGCACUGGCAAAUCUCUGUACAGUCUCACCAUCAAAAUAUUGCAAGCUUUUGGAGAAAGAAGAUGGGUUGAAAAUUCUCCGUGAACUGGACAGUGACCCUCGAACGUCGCGGAGCGUCAGAGAACUAGUGCUGGUGACGCUACGGAUUGUGGAUGCAUACCUUGACGAGCCAAUGCACCACGUACACGUGGUCUGAGGGAGUGAUGCCAUCAAGUCCCUGAUCCAGAACAGGUCGAAACCGUAAAUUUGAAUCCCUGAUCUUGGAAAACUAGUGGCAUGACCAGACUGGACCCAAGCCUUGUUUUCUAAAAGUUUUUCUAAACCUAUGUGCUGUCUCCUGCAUCAGCUCCGAGAGUUUGUAAUGCUUUCUGGCUUUCACAGCUUAAACUUAACAUGGGUCAGCAUUCUUUCCCAGGAAUAUCAAAAAAUUUAAAGUGUGGUAAAUGUAAGGAUAAACAUUUUUCCAUUUUCUCUGAAUAUCAAAGGCUUGUAUAUCAAUCUGAAGCUAGGAGAAGCCACAGCUUGAGUUGAUGGCCAGGUACACAAAAACAACCAUAGAGGUGUAGCCAAAGGACUUUACCUUGAAUUCCAGCAAAUAGCGUAACCAGUUUAAGGCAAAUCAGUAAAGGCAAACAGCUUUAAAGACCUUGCAGUACAUCAAAUAUCACUUCAUUAGUGGGGCGUCUCAAUGUUGUAAAAAGUGAAUUUUAGGUAAGAAGCACACAAAUAUUGUACAAAUGGACCUCUCAAGGUUAUUGAUGUGUAAUGUUUGGCCUUAUAGAUUCAGCCAACAUCUUAACUUUUUUUGAAACUGAGUUUUCGGGUGAAGGAUAAUCCGAUGGAUUGGUUAAUUUUUUUUGUGAAAUGCGAGUAUUAAGUGGUUAAUUGGUCCGGGUUGGUCUGGGGGAAUGGGACCUUGCAUCCCCCAGAAAAAAGGGCACAUUUAUGUCCGAAAAUAGUGUGAAAAUAAUGUGAUUUGUGGGACUUCCAUUUCUUUUCAUUCCAAGCCAGUAAAUUUAGCUUCCCUUUCAGAAAGGCCAUAAACGGUUGUUUGUAGAAAUUCCAAAAGUUUGGAGCCCCUGAAAAAAAAUCUGAAAACUUUGUCCUCCCCCCCCAAAAAAAUUUGAACCUGAUCUUCGUUUGUUGCCGUGACGGUGUACAGCAUAAUGCAUCGGUCGGCAGAGUUCAGGAACUUGAGACACGGACUUGUCUUCGUACAUGCUUCUCCAAAACACCCAUUCCAAAGGGGACCUAGUCCAGGGCAUGAAGUCAUGAGCAUUUCAACUUUAAUGAGCCUUGUGCCGUUCUCUGUUCCAGUCACAAGCCCCGUUGCGUACUUGAACUAACAAAACAGUCGCCUCAGCGGUAGAUGUAUAGUUCUAAAAGUAAAAAUUGAAUAAUCAUGCCCUAUCUGGCCUGCUCAACACAUUCAUAGAAUUUUUAAAAGAUUCUUUUAACCACGAUUUGAGGCAUUUUUUUUCAUGUAGGUCUGUAAUGGUUGACCGUAGUUGGUAGACAAAAAUAUCUCACACAGUAUUUGAUAACAGGAAAGGGUUUAAAUGUGCCGGGUUUAGGAGUGUUACAUCAGCUUACCCAGUUACCUAAAAUAAAUAACUUAUCCAUUUUCCUGAUUUUCGGAAUUUUAAAACAUUGUCAAGAAGAGGCAUAUUGUUGAAGAAUGGUCAUUUUAACUUACGUAGGUUCUAUUGUAGACAAACCCUUCUGGUCCACGAGCAUAUAAAAAUACAAGGUGGUGUGUGAGUAGUCUGUCGAGGCUGUGCCUCAAGGCUAAUGAUAAAGUGUGAACAUGAACAUUUGGACAUUGCUUAACCCACACGUUUGACGUGUACAGGGUUGUGCAGAAAGAUUGGCACCUGAGUGAGAGGUCUUUUGAAAGUACUUGGAUAAUUUCAACAUACGCAUUGUCCAAGUUCCCAGAUUCUUGUCGCAAACAGAAGCCAGAGUUGUUUUGGGGAGCUUGAUUUCUCCUUCAUUUCAGUAAACAUUCUCAGACUUUAAAGGACUUGACUGAUAAAAUGGGACUGAAAGGGCUGCCUUAGCAGCGUAGCCCGGUCUCACGGCCCUGCCCAGCCGAAAACAAUAGUGCUUGGUAAAAUUCUAUGCUGAGCAAAACGGCUGGGAACCUGUUACAAGAAACGUGCUGUACGUGACAGUUUGGCUGGUAUCCUGCUUUGACUAAGCAAAUAGUUAAUGGGCUUAUGCAGGUACCUGUGAAGGAUAUUAACUUGGCCUUACAGGAUGUUAAUUUUAUAAUAUGUCUUACCCCUACACCGACAUCUACAUAUUCAUGCUGUAUUUUUAGUGAGAUCUGAGAAAUGCUUAGCAUUGGUAUGGAAUUGGGUCCGGCCUCAGAUGCAUAGUACAACUCUGGGGAUCAUCAGUUUUAUUGUAUAAGCGGUCAAAUAUAAGGAAACAAGUUACAACCGUAUGGAUCAUAUAAUAACAAUAAUAAGUAAUGAAUUUAGCCAAUAUGCAUGUCAGGUUUGCAUCUUUAAUAUUUAAAAAAGAAGAACGCAAGUAUGUUUUAUUUUGUAGACUUUAAUUGGGGUGGGUUUGUUGCAAAUUCAUCAACUAGACAAGUCUUGUAAUUCGAAUGACUUUUUUUCUGGCAAUGUAUUUUGAUUACAUAUUUUGUAAUUCAUCAACAUAGUGUUACUAUCAUAAUUAUAUGAGCUUAGUAUCUGCAAAAUAUCAACGGUGUGUCUGUAGCACUAAUCAACUUAACAGGUUCUGCAACAAUAGAUAUUAUGUUGAUAUUUAAAUGAUUUUCUACUAUAAGCAUAGCAAAUAAGCUUUGUGAUGCCUGUGAGUAACUGUGAAACAUUUAUGGGUUUUUUUCGAUAAAGCUAGCUCCCAAAUGAUGUCGAUUUGCCGUGUUUGACCGUGAGGGUGUGUUUAUUUAUAGUGGAGACUUGGCCGUGUCAUUCCAGAAUAGGGAUGAAAUUGUUUCUCGCUCAUAAAUACUAGACUGAUUGCUGGAAUGGAUUAAAACUGAUUUAGGGGUGACUUAUUAGUUUA